This is a messenger RNA of Amaranthus tricolor (Joseph's coat), 999 nucleotides long. RefSeq lists its product as uncharacterized. The record is from RefSeq and is a predicted model, not a curated record. The transcript has 7 exons. Bases 1 to 999 code for a protein of 332 amino acids. Lineage: Eukaryota; Viridiplantae; Streptophyta; Magnoliopsida; Caryophyllales; Amaranthaceae.
AUGCCUCGAUCCACCAUUGUUGUUGGUGUUCAUUGCUCCAAAACUUUUCAUCCUUACUUUUCAGCCUGGAUCGAUCUUGAAGCUAAACCCUUCUGCAAAAAUACUGUCAUCCAUGAUACGGAUGACAGCCGUUUGAAUCGGAAUCAGCGCCUAACGCAAGUACAAACUCCUCAACAACGUAAUACUAUGACAAUCAUAAUAUAUUCACAAGAUAUGCAAAGUACAUUUCAAUCCUUGAUUUUAAGUUCCUCGGUUCUCAUUUCUCAUCUUCAGUCCUCGAAUACUUUCAACAACUUUUCACAUUCAUCACAUGAAUUGAAAGAAAUUGUUGCAAUGUUUCUUCAUGUUCUUGCACAUGAUUUAAAAAAUAGAACAAUACAAGCAACCUUUGCUCAUUUUGGAGAGACUAUCAGUCGACAAUUUCAUGUAUUCCUUAAAGCACUACUCAAGCUUGGAAAGUAUUAUAUAAAACAAUGUAAUAACCAGAGUAAUUACAUAAAGGAUACAAAGUGGAAUAGGUUUGAGGUUCAAGCUCACUAUCGAGAUAGAAAGGGGGACAUUAGCACCAAUGUUUUAGCUGCAUGUUCUGCUUUGGAUCCACGCGUUCUACGUGAUGCUCUCCAAAGGCCUAAUGGUUUGAAGAUUCCUAGAAAUAAGUAUUUUCUUGUGGAUUUGAGAUUUGCUAAUGCUGAAGGUUAUCUAGCUCCUUAUAGAGGUACGAGGUACCAUUUGAAUUUGUGGAGAGGCACCAUUCCAACAAAUUACAAAGAGCUUUUUAAUUUACAACAUUCUUCAGCUCGAAACACAAUUGAAAGGGCUUUUGGGUUAUUGAAAAAGCGAUGGAGUAUACUUAGAGAUCCAAAUGAAGAUUUACUAAAUAUAGAGACAAUUGAUAAAGAAGAUGUAGAAGAUGAUUACAUUUUUAGUACGCAAUCAAGUAAUGAGUGGAAAGUGUUUAGAGAUAAUCUUGCUCAAAAGAUAUUUGAAGAAUAUCAAUAG